This is a messenger RNA of Aspergillus nomiae NRRL 13137, 1269 nucleotides long. Its product is annotated as NAD(P)/FAD-dependent oxidoreductase. Gene Ontology annotation, cellular component: cytoplasm. Gene Ontology annotation, molecular function: oxidoreductase activity. The record is from RefSeq and is a predicted model, not a curated record. The transcript is spliced from 4 exons. The coding region runs from base 1 to 1269 and encodes 422 amino acids. NCBI's taxonomy places the organism in Eukaryota, Fungi, Ascomycota, Eurotiomycetes, Eurotiales, Aspergillaceae.
AUGGCCGAAGCGUUUCCUGCCAACAAUGGCAUGACUUCAUUCUGGCGCACUGAGCCUCAUUUUCUCGAUAGCCAUCGCUCAACCGAGGUGCUGCCUGAUGCUAGUGAUAUUGUCAUCAUUGGGGCAGGAUAUGCAGGCGUAUCGACUGCAUACCACUGCGGUCAUCUGAAACCUGAUGUAUAUUACCAAGUCAGUGCCCUGGCAGAUAAAUAUGGAAUUGACGCAGCAGAAGAAGUGGCCGCUUUUGAGUUGGCGCAUAUGGCAGCGGUUCAGUCUUGUGUAGAAGAGGAGAAGAUCGAUUGCGAUCUAGAAUUCGGCAAGGUCGUUGAUGUGCAGCUUGACGAUAAUCAUUGUGCCAAAACCAAGACGGGAUACGAAUCUCUUCUUGCUCAGGGAGCCCUUACAACAACGGAGGCCGAUUUCAGUCCAAAAGAGACUGCGGAAGCUGUGUCUGGCGUGAAAGGCGCCCGGGGCUGCUUUCGCUGUCGCACAGGGCGACUUUGGCCAUACAAAUUUACCACUCAACUCUUGGAGCGGACUGUCUCGGCCGGCGUCAAUCUUCAAACUCAAACACCCGUGCUCCGCAUAUCUGAAACCCCUGACAUUGAUGGACGUUGGACUGUCGUGACUAGCCGAGGUUCGGUUCGAGCAAAAUGGGUUGUUUUCUCCAGUAAUGCAUAUACAUCUGCCAUCGCUCCCGAAUACAAGGACAAGAUUGUCCCUGUACGAGGUGUCUGUAGUCGGAUCGUGGUGCCCAAUCCACCGAAAACCCCGCUGAACUGCUCUUACACAUUGCGUUUUAAUGCCUGGGACUAUGAUUAUCUGAUCCCCCGACCGGAUGGCAGCAUUGUUGUUGGUGGGGGAAAGUCUACGUUUUUCCAUGACUCCAGCGAGUGGUACAACAAUACGGACGACAGCAGAUUGAUAGAAUCUGCUACGCGGUACUUUGACAAUUACAUGCAACGGCACUUCCACGGCUGGGAGAACACAGGGGCAUAUACCGACCGUGUUUGGACGGGAAUAAUGGGUUAUAGCACCGACUCCUUGCCGCAUGUUGGACCCAUCCCAAACAAACCUUGCCAGUUGGUGAUUGCCGGCUUUAACGGCCAUGGAAUGCCACAAGUCUUCCUCUCAGCACAGGCGAUUGCGCAGAUGAUUAUCUGUGGAGCUACGUAUGAGGAGACGAAGUUACCGCGAUUGUUCAAGACCACCCUGGAACGGCUGAGCAGCCAAGAGAACCACAUCCUGAAACAUUUGAAGGCUAUUUGA